AUGAGUCUCAGGCGCGUCCACUUGAUCAGCGCUGUGCUAUGGCUCUGGAUCCUCCCCAUCAGCCAAGCCGAGUUCCCUUUGCUAUUCCCAGCCUCCUCCGUGUACCAGAUCACCUCCUCGCUGUCGGUGCCCGUUGUGAUUCCGGAUCGCAAGCUAUUCUGGGACUGGGGACUCCAGAUGAACUAUGCCUUACCAGUUCAGCCUGCGUCUUUCUAUGCAGCCACCAUUUGGCCAGAUGAGUUCUCUCGCCGGGGUAAGCGUCAGCUGAGGAAUGAGACGGCCAAGUACUUGCCAGGAGGAGAGCGAAGAGGAGUAACCUCCAUGCAUCCAAGUGACUUCUCGGCAGGAGAGCUGUACGAGAGUCUGGAAAGCAUGCUGGCGCGGUACGGCUUCGAUGAGUCCUGUUUGCUACGCAGCGUCUGUGAAUUAGCGAAACAUCCUUUCAAGGAUACGGAAAACAACAUGCUUACCGCUCUGCUGACCUUCACACUGACACCUUCUCUUCACGAAGCCUUUGCCCCUGGAGAAACCAUAUACCGGGAGGUGUAUGAGCAAGCCGAGCAACAAGGAUUCCUUGGGAAGGAUUGCUCCAGUCUAUAUGCCAGUUGCCCAAUGGACUUUCUCAGUGGCAUCAGUAGCUUAUUAAGCUAG
Molecule: messenger RNA, 651 nt
Organism: Drosophila serrata
Lineage: Eukaryota; Metazoa; Arthropoda; Insecta; Diptera; Drosophilidae
Source: RefSeq, a predicted model, not a curated record